Messenger RNA from Aspergillus campestris IBT 28561, 1054 nucleotides. RefSeq lists its product as uncharacterized. Lineage: Eukaryota; Fungi; Ascomycota; Eurotiomycetes; Eurotiales; Aspergillaceae. The record is from RefSeq and is a predicted model, not a curated record. The coding region runs from base 211 to 648 and encodes 145 amino acids. The transcript has 3 exons.
CCUUUCUUUCCAUUUCCUUUCAUCCUCUGGUCUUGAUUGAGCAUUGUCGGACCUGGUUCUAUCUAUUCUUUGUCGUGCCUAUCGAAAGGAGUCCCCUUUGCCACAUCUCGGCAUUCCUCCGAGCCAAGAUUCUUUCCCUUUUUCUUUCUUUCUUCGGCGCAAACUUGGACCUUCAUCCACCUCAACCACAUCCACACACAUACACUCACAAUGGGUCGCAUCAUCUCCCACGGCCGCGGCGGCGCAGGAAAUAUGUUCACAGCCGAAUCGUCCGCCCCGCCCCCCGACCUCGUCACCCCCACCAUCAAACAAGAAGUCUACACCACCGGCCGCGGCGGUUCCGGAAACAUGGUGCACAAUGAUCCGGACCAUCCGGAGCUUGCGCGCGAGAGUCAGGAUGUCGAGUCGCCGCCGUUGCGCGUGGAAGAGGCGGCUCAUCAUACUGGGCGGGGCGGCGCAGCAAACAUGUACAUCCCCACCGCCGAAGAAGAAAAGCGAGUGCGCGAACAAGAGGAACAGCUACGACGGGUGCGCACGCAGGAGGAACAGCGUCUCCGUGAACAAGACGAGUAUCUGCAUCGUGUGAAGACGGAGAGUAAGGAGCGGGUGGCGAAGGAGGAGACGGAGAGUCGGGCUUCGUCGAGUUGAUUACCUCUCUUCUUCUCCUUUACAUUGUUUUUGUUCUAUGGGAGGGGGGUUCUGAGAUGGUAGGAUGAGUAAAGAAGUGCUGCUGGCGGUGCUUUUGUGGGCUGUUGUUUAUAUCCCUGUUUCUUUGUGUUACAUAGGGAGGUGGUCUGUUGUUGGUUUGUAUGGUUCAGUUUGUUUAUUUUGUGUUUUUCACUGUUUCUUUCAUCUUAUUGAGGGUUAUGUCUUCAAUGUCGGUGUCUUUGUUUAUCGGGAUAUGCUAGACGGCUAUCUCGAGAUUGAGUUUCAAUACUGUUAAGGUACUGCUGAAAUAUGACCUAAUGACCAGAUGGGUACCGCUAUUGCUCAAGUCUAGUAACAGUGGUAUAGUGGCAGAAAUAGCAAUAGCAUUUAAUUAAAGCUAAGAAAU